CUGUUAGCGCCGCGAAACUCUAAAACGUCUCGAGCUUGAGGUUUGCCGCUCGAUCCAGGUUAGACCGCUGUUAGAAGUUGGAUAUUGCUUCGGGCUAUUAAUGUGCAUAUGGGCUGGCCGGCUCGCGUUGCCUGCUUUCACUGUGCCGUCUCAAUGCUCCAUGCGUCUCUCUCUCUCUCUCUCUCUCUCUCUCUCUCCCCUCUUUUUCCUUUCUUCUCUUCUUCUUAGUCUUUUCAAUGUCCUUCGACUCAACGCCUGCCUGCCUAUCCUAUUGUUGCUCUGUGUGAACGUGUCAAUUCCCCCGGGAUCUCUUGAGCGCGCAGCUGGGUAAAUCCCAAAGAAAGUAGAUGCCAAAAAUAUGGAUA
Messenger RNA from Colletotrichum navitas, 365 nucleotides. RefSeq lists its product as uncharacterized. The record is from RefSeq and is a predicted model, not a curated record. The transcript has a single exon. Bases 101 to 331 code for a protein of 76 amino acids. NCBI's taxonomy places the organism in Eukaryota, Fungi, Ascomycota, Sordariomycetes, Glomerellales, Glomerellaceae.